AUGGCGCUCGAAGCGGCGGUGGUGGGGCUCCCCGGCAACUCGUACGCCUUCACCAACUGCGUGUACGUGCACGUGGACGACUUCCUGUCGCUCGUGAAGAAGGUGCCCAAGGGAGCGGUCACGAAGGACGAGCUACGCGCGCACGGCCUCAACGUGUGGCUCAACCGCAAGUUCGUUCUGGCCGCGAAGCCCCACAAGGAGCUCGAGCAGGGGACUGUGGCCGUCGGGACGAUGCAGCGCAUGUGUGUGGGGCUGCCCAUGAACGAGGUCUGCGAGCUGUCGGUCCACGCGCCGUCCUACGCGGCCCCGAGCGUGCUCAGCACCGUCACGUUUGAGGUGCAGCAAGUGCUGACGCGGGCCCAGGGCAGCGGCCUGCGCGUGAUUGACUGCAGUUUAUUGAAACAAGUCUUUGAGAACGAGUACACGCAUCAGGUCUUUGCGGUGGGACAGCUCCUGGCCGUGCGGUGCGACGGGCUGCCACUGCGUCUGCAGUGCGUGAACGUGGACACAGUGGACGGAGACAGCAGCAGCAGUGGCAGCUCGAACGCGUUUGCUCCGCGUCUUGGCACGUAUCUGGAAGGGGCGAUCGUCAUGUUUACCAAGGCAAAAGACGCUCCGAUUCGUCUCACGAAUCAGUCCAGUGGCACCACACGCACGGUGUUUAAGCCCGACUUUGACUUUACGAAGCUCGGCAUUGGUGGCUUGGACAAGGAGUUCAACGACAUUUUCCGCCGUGCUUUUGCCUCCCGGCUAUUCCCUACCGACGUCAUUCAGAAGCUUGGCAUACAGCACGUGCGUGGAAUGCUGCUGUUCGGACCACCUGGUUGUGGUAAGACGCUUAUUGCACGAAAGAUCUCGCAGGCUUUGACUGCCAAAGAGCCAAAGGUGGUCAACGGACCGGAGAUUCUCGACAAGUUUGUCGGCGAGUCUGAGCGCAAGAUCCGGGAGCUCUUUUCCGAUGCGCGCAAAGACCAAGAAGAGCUCGGGGACGAGAGCGAUGUGCACAUUAUUAUCUUUGAUGAAAUCGAUGCCAUUUGCAAGCAGCGAGGCUCGAGUCGCGAUAGCACUGGCGUGGGCGACAGCGUCGUGAACCAGCUUUUGACGCAGAUCGACGGUGUCGACAGCUUGAACAACGUGUUGGUGAUCGGCAUGACGAACCGGAAGGAUAUGCUCGAUGAAGCUCUGGUGCGUCCUGGUCGUCUUGAGGUGCAGAUUGAGAUAAAUUUGCCCGACGAGAAGGGUCGCGCUCAGAUUCUCAAGAUUCACACGGACCGUGCUCGCGAGAAGGGAGCGCUGCAUCCGAAGGUUAUUGCAGACCUCGACAACUGCCUUGACCCGGCCAAGUUUGUCAGCAAGGACCCUGAAUACAGAAACCUUGUCCAGCGCACGAAAAACUUUUCUGGUGCUGAAAUCGAAGGGUUGGUCCGUGCUGCUACAGCGCAUGCCCUUUCGCGCGGUACUGAUGGCCGGACAAUGCACGCCAUUGCCAACUACAACCCAGAGAUCUCCAUGGAAGAUUUCGCGCUGGCACUGGAUGAGGUAAAGCCUAAAUUUGGUGCCCCUAGCGAUCAGCUGGCCCUGUACUACAAGAACGGACUGAUUCCAUACGGCGAUGCAUUCACUGACGUACGUGAGACACUGAUUCGUGUGAUUGAUCAAGUCCGCUCGAACGACAAGACACCAUUGAUGUCGGUGCUGCUGCACGGCGAACGUGGCGCUGGUAAAACGGCGUUGGCUACGUACUGCGCCGUCGCGAGUGAGUUUCCGUUGGUGCGCAUGGUGAAGGCUUCCGAGCUCAUCUCGCGCGCUGAGAGCGGCAAGUGCUCGUUCAUCUACAACGUGUUUGAGGAGGCGUAUCGUUCACCGCUCAGCAUCAUCAUCCUGGACGACAUUGAGCGCCUGAUCGACUAUGUUGGCAUGGGUCCUCGAUUCUCGAAUCUGGUGUUACAGGCACUAAUGGUGCUGGUGUGCAAUCCUGUGCCCGUGGCUGGGCGGAAGCUCGUCGUGAUUGGCAUCACGUCCAACAUGACGGCGUUGCAGGGCGUGGAGCUGAGCAAUGUGUUUGAUCUGUGCCUCGAGGUGCCGCAGCUCACGCAAAGAGACGAAGUCGAGAUGGUGUUGACACAGACAGGAUUGCCCGUAGCUGACGACCAGAAGCACGAGGUGUUGACUUUGCUGUCCGAUCGCCCGAUCUCGGUCAAGAAACUGUUGCUCGUGACGGAGAUGGCCAAGGAAGAGCUGAACCGCACUGGCGAGAGCACCAUAUCGGCGCAGCAGCUGAUUGAAUGUGUCUACAAGUUCGUGUAG
Messenger RNA from Hyaloperonospora brassicae, 2307 nucleotides. NCBI's taxonomy places the organism in Eukaryota, Oomycota, Peronosporomycetes, Peronosporales, Peronosporaceae. The record is from the annotation of a GenBank genome assembly.